GGGCUGAAGUAGCGCUGGCGGCUGAGAAGGAAGCGGCGCCUAGCUAGCGCGCAGGCCCAGAAGCGAGCAAGCGGCGGCUGCCGGCGACGCCCCAGAGCGGAAGAGGGAAGUGAGUAGCGCCGGGCUGGGCUCGCGAAAGGCGAAGAGGCACAGCGAAGGGGAGGCCAGCGUCGCGUCGCGAUCCGGGAUGUCGAAGAACACGGUGUCGUCGGCCCGCUUCCGGAAGGUGGACGUGGACGAAUAUGAUGAAAACAAGUUCGUGGACGAGGAGGACGGCGGCGAUGGCCAAGCCGGGCCCGACGAGGGCGAGGUGGACUCAUGCCUGCGACAAGGAAACAUGACAGCCGCGCUGCAGGCAGCUCUGAAAAACCCCCCUAUCAACACGAAGAGUCAGGCCGUGAAGGACCGGGCAGGCAGCAUUGUCUUGAAAGUGCUCAUCUCUUUUAAAGCUAAUGAUAUUGAAAAGGCCGUUCAGUCUCUGGACAAGAAUGGUGUGGACCUGCUAAUGAAAUAUAUUUAUAAAGGCUUUGAGAGCCCAUCCGACAAUAGCAGUGCUAUGUUGCUACAGUGGCAUGAAAAGGCACUUGCUGCUGGAGGAGUAGGGUCCAUCGUUCGUGUUUUGACUGCAAGAAAAACUGUGUAAUCCUCCAGCUGGAACUGGACGGCGUUCACAGCAGUGGGAGUUGCUGGUACAAAGACCAAAACAACCAAAUGGCACCGCUGCCCUGUGGGUAGCAUCUGUUUCUCUCAGCUUUGCCUUCUUGCUUCCUUUUUCAUAUCUAUAAAGAAGAAAAUUACAUAUCAGUUUCCUUAAUGAAAAUUGAAAUAAUGUUGAGAAAAUUUUGUUUUAAUGGGGGUGUUUGAUCCUUUCAUAAUCAUGUCAAUAAUAUGUAUACCAUUCUGUAAUUUAUAUUCAAGUUUGAUUGUGCAAUUUUUAACUCUUUUGGCUGGUUUAAGGGUUUUACUUUGUUUUUAACCAAUACUGAGAGAUAUGAUCAAAUUUGAGGCCAGUUUCCUAACUCAUGCUAGUCAGGAAGUGAUCUUUAUUUUUAAAAAUGAGAGACUGGCAGCUAUUAACAUUGCAAAACUGGACCACACUUCCCUUAUUUAAGCAAAAUGUGUUUCCAGAGCAAGUAGUGGGUGAGCCCCACUACCAGUUUCCAGCUUUAUUUCUGCUUGCCUCCAGGUGACGCUGUGAGUGUAAGUGUGCUACUUCCUGUUAGCAUCCGAUUACCAUGGCCUCUCAAUCUCUUUGUGGUGACCCAGGGUCCAGAGCAAGCAGUCUUGCUCUACAUAAAUGUAUUUGCAAAAUAUAAGCGCCUCUUUGGUACAAGCAUCACAUUUUCCUGCUGAUAAUAAGGCUGUCUGGGGAAACCACCCCAAGUCAGAGAAAGGACAUCAAAACUGAUGUAAUUCAAACUCUAUCAGCCUCUGGAUGAAACCCUACUUUCUUCAGAAACAAGGUAGCUGCCUUAGACAUUUCCACAGGUAUUCACUGUCAUUUCAUAUGUCCAGUGAUGUCUUCAGUCUUCUUCAGGUAAUGGGAAGCUCAGAAAAUUUGGUUCUGAUCCAAACAAAUACAUAGUCUGUGUUUCAGCUCAGUGUUUUUUAAGAAAGAAAAAUGCCACACAGAAAAAAAAAAGUGUUUACUUUGUUGGACAAACCAAAUUGGUUCUCAAAAAUGACCGGUGCUUGUAAAAAGUUACUAUUAUGAAGCAGUUCCAAGAGCAAUCACGCGUGCACAUGUUCAAGAGGGAAUCAGCCUGGCUAGUCUUUACACAAGACGCCAGUUCCAGAGUCACUGACUGAGGUGAGAACCAGUGCAGAAAUUCUGUAAACUGCUGUUUUUGAUACCUGCUUUUUUGUUUUGUUCUGUUUUGUAAAAUUAUGAUAAACUUCAGAAAAUAAAAUGUCAGUGUUGAA
Microtus ochrogaster (prairie vole) is the source of this 1923-nucleotide messenger RNA. It is a transcript of the gene Arpc5, whose product is annotated as actin related protein 2/3 complex subunit 5. Gene Ontology annotation, biological process: Arp2/3 complex-mediated actin nucleation; regulation of actin filament polymerization. The record is from RefSeq and is a predicted model, not a curated record. NCBI's taxonomy places the organism in Eukaryota, Metazoa, Chordata, Mammalia, Rodentia, Cricetidae. Gene Ontology annotation, cellular component: actin cytoskeleton; Arp2/3 protein complex.